Molecule: messenger RNA, 261 nt
Organism: Paramecium octaurelia
Lineage: Eukaryota; Ciliophora; Oligohymenophorea; Peniculida; Parameciidae
Source: the annotation of a GenBank genome assembly
AUGCAGAAGCUCAUUUAGCUACCUAUAACACAGCUCUAAAGUAAUGGAGAUGUCUACCCGGUCCCUGAAACAGGAGAUACUGAAGUCAGUUGCUUAUUAGCGUCCCCCUAAACCACGGUUAAUUCACUCAGAAAGACCUCCUUCUAAAGUACUUCUAGAUAAAGAAAAUCUCAUCAAGUUCUAGAAUAUACCGAAUUACUGUACGUUUGGAAUUCCUAUCUUUCCAGAAAAUUCUCUAAGUCCUCGUUCCAACUUGAUUGA